This is a messenger RNA of Colletotrichum higginsianum IMI 349063, 1218 nucleotides long. RefSeq names its product Capsule polysaccharide biosynthesis protein. Gene Ontology annotation, molecular function: glycosyltransferase activity. The record is from RefSeq and is a predicted model, not a curated record. The coding region runs from base 1 to 1218 and encodes 405 amino acids. The transcript has a single exon. Lineage: Eukaryota; Fungi; Ascomycota; Sordariomycetes; Glomerellales; Glomerellaceae.
AUGCCCGCAAUAAGACAAGCCCCGAGCGGCACACUGCGAAUUCCCUCAUCUCAGCUGGACACCCGUAGUGACGAAGAUAUCAUUGCCCUGCUGACGGCGCCCACCAAGCCAGAUGGCGAUGAAAAGAAUUUGUGGGCUUAUUGGCACACGGGGUUCAACGCCAUGCCGCCCUGGUCGAAGCGGAACGUUGUGCACUGGGCACGACUGUUGGGCCCAUCAUGGAACGUACGCGUGCUGGAUGGUGUCCCUGGCUCUCCAAGCAACGCAAGCUGUUUCGUGCCACCGGAGAUGCUCCCAGAAGCCAUGAGAAAGGGGAGCAUGUCGGGCCCGUACGUCGCCACGCACUCGGCCGACUUCGUGCGCCUCCCUCUGCUUUACUUGUAUGGAGGCUGCUGGUUGGAUGUCGGGGCAAUCUUGGUGCGCUCCAUCGACGACAUCUGGAGCUUGCUUGUAGACCCCGAGACCCCAUACGAAUUCGCAGCUUUCACGUACGAAACGCGUCCGGGUGAGAUGUCGAUCAUCAACACAUGGAUGAUGGCGCGGAAAGACUGCGAUCUCAUCCGCCGCUGGCACGAGACGUUUCUUUACAUCUGGGGCAACGCUACGAGCUGCGAAGGUCUCUCUCGCCACCCCCUCCUACGCCAUCUCAAGCCAUACGGCGCGCCCACAGACAAGAUUAUCAUGAACGAGAAACACGAGGAGGUCACCAAGUCUCGCGCCAUCAUGGAUUAUGGGGCCCAGGUACAUUGCCUGGAGCGACUGCGUGACUUGGUGGACAAGGAAGACGGAUGGAACGGCCGCGACUGGAUUGAAAGGAAGGCUUUCCUACUCCCGGCAUUGAAAGAGAUGUGGUACUACCAGGAGAGAACGGGAUUCAUGGGCUACAAGCAGUUCGAGUUGCUGACGACACGCUACGAUGCCCCAGAAGAGCAGCGAAAGGACGCAGAGACGUUCGUCAAUGACAUGCUCGCUAAUACGCUUCUGAUGAAGUUCUGCCAUGGCCUGAAGAAUGCCAUGGCUUCUAGCCUAGCGGACAUCUGGGAUGACCCUCAACACCACGACACCGACUGUGCACCCGAAACAUUUGCCGAGUAUCUUCGUUGGGGCACAAUCAAUUUACGCCAGACGAGACAGCUAGUUCCGGAGAAACUGACUCCAGCAGAAGGAGAGCCACACCGCGUGGGCAUGUUUGAGCCGUUUUACAGUGCAGAAGCGUAG